UCGAGAUCCUGCGCGCAUGUGUUGGGAUUACUUUUUAAUGUGUUGUGUGUGUUUUUGUUCUACAAGUAUUUACGGGAUAACACUAAUUUAAAAAGUGUCGAUAGUGUCACUUCGGUCUACGAUUCCUAUUUGUCUACAAUAAAACUUGAUGAAGAACGCAUGCACUAUCAGUGAUAUAAAGAAGCCGAGAUCCUGCGCGCAUUUAUGGGAUUAUAAUUUUGAUGUCAAUGUUUUAGUGGGAUAACUAUUAUUAUUAUUAUUAAAAAAUCGCGUAUGCUUACGGAUUACUAGUGUAUUAAUUUGAAAAAUGAAGAACCAGGGGCGAGCACUGAUGUUACGGGCGACACUAUGGAUCUGCACAGUUUUUAUUCCAACAGACUCGCAGUUUGCCGAUCCGAUUUCAUCCGUUAUGCGAUUUCUUCAAGAAGGUGAACAUGAAAUAAAUAACGAACCACCAGACCGAAUACAUUUUCUUUCGGAAUAUGACUUCAUCGUCGUCGGAGCGGGCACAGCUGGAUGCGUGGUCGCUAACCGCUUAACAGAAAUACCCGAAUGGAAGGUGUUACUUAUAGAAGCUGGUGCGAAUGAAAAUUAUAUUAUGGACAUUCCUCUUCUAGCGAAUUUCCUGCAGUUUACUGAAGCCAAUUGGAAUUACAAAACCGAGCCCUCUGACAGAUAUUGUGCUGGUUUUGAAAAAAAGCAAUGUAAAUGGCCACGUGGUAAAGUUCUCGGAGGUUCGAGCGUUCUGAACUAUAUGAUUUAUACCAGAGGUUCGCCUCACGAUUUUGAUAAUUGGGAAGCGAAGGGUAACAAAGGAUGGGGCUGGAAUGACGUUCUUCCUUAUUUCAAAAAAAUCGAAAACUUCAACAUCCCUAGACACGAUAAUCGCGAAUAUCAUGGAUAUGACGGUUUCUUAAAUGUCGAACAUGCACCUUUUCGUACAAUUAAAAGCAACGCAUGGGUAAAAUCAGCGCAAGAGUUAGGUUUCAAAUAUAAUGAUUACAAUGGAGCAAAGCCAGCUGGAGUAUCUUUCUUACAACUUUCUAUGAAGAACGGAACCAGACACAGUUCCAACAGAGCAUACCUCCAUCCUGUUAACAAAAGAAAUAACCUCCAUGUCUCUAAAGUCAGCAUGGUUACUAAACUCAUUUUUGAUAAUACGCAAACCAAAGUAAUAGGCGUUGAAUUAGAGAAACUUGGCAAGCGAUAUAAAAUUUUAGUCAAAAAAGAAGUUAUAUUAUCAGCCGGUGCUAUUAACUCGCCUCAAAUACUUAUGCUUUCUGGAAUAGGACCCAGAGAUAAUUUAGAGUCUCUAAAUAUACCGGUUAAAAAGGAUUUACCUGUAGGAUAUAACCUUAUGGAUCAUAUCGCAGCCGGUGGGAUUCAAUUUAUUGUGCAACAACAAAACGAAAGCCUUUCUACGAGUUAUUUUAUGAACCACUUAGACCUGGUAUUCAAAUGGAUGAGUAACCACCAAGGUCCUUUAUCAGUACCCGGAGGAUGCGAGGCUCUUAUCUUUCUGGAAUUGAAAGACAAAUUCAACAUAACAGGCUGGCCUGAUAUGGAAUUGCUUUUUAUAGGUGGAGGUCUUAAUUCUGACCCUAUAUUGCCAAGAAAUUUUGGUUUCGAUGAACGAAUCUAUUAUAAUACAUACUCUUCACUAGGUAACAAAGACGUUUUCAUGGUAUUUCCUAUGCUUAUGCGACCUAAAUCUAAAGGAAGAGUGUUAUUGCGGAGCAGAAAUCCGAAAGUUCACCCAACUUUGGUUCCAAACUACUUCGAAUAUCCAGAAGACUUGCAGAAAAUCGUCGAAGGUAUCAAAGUAACUAUUGAAAUUUCAAAGCAACCAUCUUUGAAAAAGAUAGGAACUAAGUUGUACGAUGUACCCAUUGCAGAAUGUUUAAAAUAUGGCCCAUUUGGCAGUGACGCUUACUUUGCUUGUCACGCACAAAUGUUCACUUUUACAAUUUACCAUCAAAGCGGGACUUGUAAAAUGGGAUUAGAGAGUGACCCAUCAUCAGUUGUAGAUCCUAGAUUGAGAGUACAUGGCAUUUCCAGAUUAAGGGUCAUCGACGCUAGCGUAAUGCCUGAAAUAACGUCUGGUCAUACUAAUGCUCCAACGUACAUGAUUGCAGAAAAAGGUGCCGAUAUGAUAAAAGAAGACUGGGGGAAGAAACCAUGACAACUUUAUUUGUCUAAAAAAUAUUUAUUUGUAAUUUAGUUAAUUAAUAAGACUGUGAUGUAAUUAUAAGUAUACCUAAUUAAAAUAGUUCUUUCCAUUAGCCUAUUACCAAUGCUUCGAUACGUUACAGCCCAGGACAUCGGUCUCCUACUCGGGGAGUUUGGUUUCGCUCCCUGGCUCUUACUUUUCCGAGUCAUGUGCGUCUUAAGCAAUAUAAUCACUUGUUUUAAGGAAAACUCCUUUACCGUCAAAGCAAGCAAUUAAAGCAAGUCCUGAGGAAACUUCCAUGCCUGAAAGUUCUCCAUAAUGUUCUCAAAGAUGUGUGAAAUCUGCCAACCC
Molecule: messenger RNA, 2521 nt
Organism: Maniola jurtina (meadow brown)
Lineage: Eukaryota; Metazoa; Arthropoda; Insecta; Lepidoptera; Nymphalidae
Product: glucose dehydrogenase [FAD, quinone]-like
Exons: 3
Coding region: 308-2182 (624 amino acids)
Molecular function (GO): flavin adenine dinucleotide binding; oxidoreductase activity, acting on CH-OH group of donors
Source: RefSeq, a predicted model, not a curated record